AUGAAAGGAAGAGCAAAUCCAAAGAAUGUUAAACCAACAAGUGGUAAAAAAGUUACAAAAAAGUUAGAUAAAGGUGGAAAAGGAAAUAAUAAACAACAAAAAUUAAAACAACAACAACAAAAACAACAACAACAAUUACCAAAAACCAAUAACCCAAUUUUACAUGCACAACAACAACAAAUUAAAAAAGAUUAUCAACAUAGACCAAUUAAUAUAAAGAAAAAACAUGCAAAUGAUUAUAGUAGAGUAAAUUCAGAUGAACGUUUAGAAGAUGUAGAUGAUAUUUCAUAUGAAGAGUAUAGACAAUCUGAAAUCAAUACAAAGUUACGUGUUAAAGAUCAUGUUUUCGAAGGUGGUGAUGAAUUUGAUAAUUUUGAUAUUUUAAAUUCAGAUGAUGAUUGCUUUGGUGAUAAUAUUUUUGAAUUUGAUACAGCAGAUUAUGGAAGUACUGAUUUCUUAUCAGAUGAUCAAAUCUCUCAAUUUAAAAGACAAUUAAAAAAAGAUAAUAUUUCAAAAGAGUAUCAUUUAAAAGAUCAAAAUGAUAAUAAUAAUAAUAAAAAUAAAAAAAAGAAUAAAAAUAAUAAUGAUGAUGAAGACGAUGAUGAAGAUGAUGAAAAUAAUAAUAAAAAUCAAACUAAAUUAUCAAAAAAAGAAAAAGAAAGAAUUAAACAAGAGAAAAGAUUACAAGAAGCUAAAGAAAUUCAAUUUAAAGAAUUACCACCAAUAAAGAAAAGAUAUUGGAAAGAUACAAUGAAACAGUUGACAAGUGAAGAUCAUCGUGAAAUGCGUAUUAAAAUCAAAGCAAAUGUUAGUACAAGUUUCGAUGGUCAAGAGAUACCAAGACCAAUAAUAACAUUUGAAGAUCAAGAUUUACCAUUGUCAAUGAAAAAGUUUAUUGGAUUUCUUACAACUAAAUAUCCAUCGAUUACAGCACCAACACCAGUUCAAUCACAAUGUUGGCCAGGUAUUUUAAGUGGUCAAGAUAUUUUAUCGAUUGCUCAAACUGGUUCAGGUAAAACAUUGGGUUACCUAUUACCAGCGAUUCCAAACAUUUUAGAACAUUUACGUCAAAGGAAAAUCAGACGUCAACAAAUGACAAUGCAAGAGAAAUUAGAGAAUAAAAAGAAAUCAAAGUUAUUAAAAAAUACAAAUAUGGGACCAAUGGUGUUAAUUAUCGUACCAACUAGAGAAUUGGCAAAACAAGUCGAAUCAUCAUGUAAACCAUUGCGUUCAAAGUUUAACAUUCAUUCAAUCGCUAUCUAUGGUGGUGUUGAUGCAAAUGAACAAAAAGAUAUUCUAGGUCAAGAACAUAAUGAAAUCAUCAUUGCAACACCGGGUCGUUUGGUUGAUUUAAUUCAAAGAUCAAAGGAAGUCGUUGGUUUAUUGGGUGGUGUUGGUAUGUUAAUUCUUGAUGAAGCCGAUAGAAUGUUACAAUUGGGUUUCGGUGAUCAACUUCAAAAGAUCUCUGAACAAAUUCGUCCAGAUCGUCAAACUCUUAUGUUUUCUGCAACUUUUCCACAAACUAUGCAAGAUGCCGCCAAAAAAUGGUUAACAAAUCCAUUGAAAAUUAGAGUUAAAUCAAGUUCAACCAAUCAAGGUAGCACCUCAAUCAUCUCUAAAAAUGUUAAACAAGUGGUUAAACCAAUCGCUGAAAAAGAGAAAUCAAAAUAUUUAACAACUUUCAUAAACUCAAUUAUGAAGAAAGAACUAUUACUUAGAAAUAGAAGUUUAAUUUUAAUCUUUGUAAAUACUAUUAAAUCGGUUAAACCAAUCCUAACUGUAAUCGAGAAAAUGUGUGACCAAUUUCGUGAAAGAAAAUAUAAAUGUGGUGCAAUUCAUGGUGAUAUGAAACAAUUUGAAAGAGAUUCAGUCAUUGAUAACUUUAAAUCUGGUAAAAUCUCAAUUUUGGUUGCAACUGAUAUCCUUGGUAGAGGUAUUCAUAUUGGUGGUAAUCUUAGAUUCGUCAUAAACUAUGAUUUCCCAUCAUCCUUGGAACAAUAUGUACAUAGAGUUGGUAGAACUGGUAGACAAGGUAAUAAAGGUCAUGCUUUAACUCUAUUCACUGAUACUCCACAAAAUACUCCAAUGGCAAGAGGUUUAAUUAAAAUUUUAGAAGAAUGUAAACAACAAAUCUCUCCUGAUUUAAUUAAAUUGGCUGAUAAUUUUAAUGGUAUAGUUUCAAAUGAAUUUGAUUCCAUUAAAAAAUUAUUAGUAAAUCAAGAGGAUCAAGAUGAUGAAGAAGAAAAUGUUGAUCAAGAAAUGAAUGAUAUUAAUCAAAAUGAUGAUGAUGAUGAAAAUAAUAAUUUUAAUUCUGAUGAUUCGGAUAGAGAUUAA
Molecule: messenger RNA, 2334 nt
Organism: Dictyostelium discoideum AX4
Lineage: Eukaryota; Evosea; Eumycetozoa; Dictyosteliales; Dictyosteliaceae
Exons: 1
Coding region: 1-2334 (777 amino acids)
Cellular component (GO): nucleolus
Molecular function (GO): nucleic acid binding; hydrolase activity; nucleotide binding
Source: RefSeq, a predicted model, not a curated record